Messenger RNA from Prunus mume (Japanese apricot), 3006 nucleotides. Its product is annotated as G1/S-specific cyclin-E protein. Lineage: Eukaryota; Viridiplantae; Streptophyta; Magnoliopsida; Rosales; Rosaceae. The record is from RefSeq and is a predicted model, not a curated record.
ACGCAACGCAAAACGACAAUCUAGAGGAGAAUAGUGGUGGCGGGAAGCAACCAUAUGAGAUCCGUAUAUUCGAAUUUACCAUUUUGCCCUCCUCCCCCUUCCUCAAUCUUCCUCAUAAAUUCCCAAGAUACGUGUCCCUGGGUCUCCCUCCGGACGCGACACCUCUCUCUCUCGUCUCGCCUUCCAAUCCAAGCAAAGCAAUUCAUAAAUACCGAAAUUUUCAGAAUUAAUUAAACAAAAGCCCCCAAAAAAAAAAGAUGAUGAAAGCUUUGCUGUGAAAUGUGAACGCUUCCCUCCUCUGCCGUCCUUCAAUCCCGGCCCUUGAUUCGUCCACGUGGACUCCCCAUUCUCUCUGUCUCUCUCGGCGUGCCUUUGUCUCUGUUAUGAAGUUCGCCGGUGAUUGCUUUCUCUUCUUUCUAUGGAAUUUCCUUAUUCUUCAUCAACAACAAGUGAUUGGUGACAAAUUGGGCGCAAAGCUUGAUUGUGAUGGGGAAAGGUGACGCUGGUCGCUGCAUUUUCCCCCUCACCAGUUUGCAAAUUGGAGACUUGCAGUCUUACCUUUCGGAUCUUAGCCUUUUCCUGGCCCCUGAAAGCAAGAAAUUCUAUAUCUUGGUUGACAAUCGGCCAUGGCUAGGCUCACGGUCAGCACACUUGUGGCAAUUGAUGGUUACCAAGUCAAGGUUAUCUCCUUUUGCCAACUCUAAAGCACGGAAGUUGAGAACAGAAGGAAAGGAUGCUUGCUCCUUACCCAAGACUGCAAAACCAAAGAAGUUUGCUAGGUGGUUCUCGUUGAUUAAGUCUCAGAAGAAGGUAUUGCUACCUGUAAAGAAACUAAGGACUUCUUUGCUUCUAAGCCAGGAGUUGCAUAGGACCUUGUAUGGUUUUAUUGUGUUUGAAGUUGCAUGGAGCAAUGUUCGAGGUAUUAAUUACGUCAAUGAGCUUCAGACUGAUACAUCACUGGCUGUAGAGGCUAAAUUCAUGCAAAGAUGGGAAUUUGACAGUAUUGCUCAAGCUGCAAGUUGUAUAUCUUCAUGGUUCUCAGGAACAAUCUCUGAGCAGCUACAGUUGAAAGAGUAUCUGAAUUCUGCCAUAGGUAGUCUCCACAAGGGUGUUUCUGUUGCACAGGACUCAGAAGGAGAGGUCUUCUUUGAUGCCAAAGAAUAUCCAGAUGCCGAAGAAUAUCCAGAAACGAUGCCGGUUGUUGAAGAAAAUCUCUCGUAUAAUAAUCUGUCUAUGGAGGAAAACUCUCUCCACUGCCUUAGUAGCAACUAUAGUGUACAUCCGGAAACCAGUGAAAAUGGGACCAGUGUUGCACAUACAUCACCUCCACCUACUGGGCCUUAUAAGAGGCGGAAAAUAACCACGUCCAUCAGCACUGGAGUUGAACUAGAUACUUAUUCCGAGGAAAUGCAAAAUCCUGCGACCUAUAUCAGUGACUCUGAAGAUUCUGAGACCUAUACCUGUAACAGUGAAGAUGAAAUGCAGAACUCUGAGGCUUAUUCCUGUUACUGUCAAGAUGAAAUGCAAAACUCUGACGUCUAUACCCGGGACUGUGAAGAUGAAAUGCAAAACUCCGAGACCUUUACCAGCGACUGUGAAGACGCUAUACCAGAGACUGUAAAGACAACCUGUGAUGAUGCUUUUAAAGCUACCCAGUUCAGGGAAGAUGCUAUACCAGUAACUGUGGAUACCUAUACCAGUGACUCUGUAGAUGCUGUUGAAGCUACCCAGUACAGGGACGUACUUAUUUUGUUCAGGUUCAAUGACCGCAACCUCCCAUUUAAACUAAGAGAAAUAAUAAUGUCUGAUCUUCGGUUACUGACAUUGCUUGAGGCUGGGCUUCCAUCUUGGGUUAUCUUCCUUCAGUCAUACCCAGGGUUUUGCCAUAUCUAUCGCCCGUGGAUGUGCCCUCUUGCAAGAGCGUUAUAUGUGCUGAUCUCAGUUGUCACUGUUCUAAUAGGAUUUUAUGACCUAUACAAAAAUGUUCCAGUUCUCAAGGUAACUGCAUCUCGUCUUUGUGGGCCUCUAUUUGAUUGGAUAGAGACCUGGUCGAUGAUAUCAAGGAUCAAAUACUUGGGAACAAUGCUAUUUCUACACAACUCUCAGAAAGCUGUUCAGUGGUUUCUGACAAUCAGAAGCACCACUCGAUCCUUUAUUUCAGUUCUCGCUCAGCCAUUGGCAGAACCUCUUCUGGAGUGUUUUGGAUUCCUCAUUCCAGUAUGGAAUGUGCUUAUUGAAGUAAUAGAAAGCCUCUGUUCAAUCAUUUGGAUUCUGGUUGGAUCUUCAUGCAGUCUAGUGGGGAACCUAGUACAGAUUUUACUAGUUCCAAUAUGGUUUCUCCUAUCGGCCAUCUUGAGCAUUGGAACUUCCAUUGUAUACCCUAUGUUGAUGAUGCUAUGGGAAAUAGUCUAUGCUCCGGUUCGCAUGGUUGUUGCAGUAGCCAAUUUCCUAGCUUUUAUUUGUACCUGUAUAUAUGACAUGCUUCGAGACAUAUGGCAGUUUACUAGCAGCAUAUUCCAGUUUGCUUCAGCCUCUCAGGCAACUGUGAGAACGGUUGAAGUUUCCGUAUGGCGUUCACUUUGGAAUGACCUCUUUUCUCAGGUUUUCCGUGCGAUCAGGAGUAUCUUAAAUGGUUUUGUUGCAUUCUUCAUAGCUUGUAACAGGCAUCGCCUUAGCAUUUAUAAUCAUAUACAAGAGUUUAUCCAAAGAUUACUGGGUCGAACCCGGAGAUCACGGCGUGAAGAUUCAAGACGUAGCAAGCCAACCGUUGAGACACGGAAUCUGUCAGAAUUAAGAAGGAAAAUCAACCUUGAGUAGGGUUUGGAUAGUUUUUGGAGGAACACAGACAAGAGAGUACUUUCUUUGAGAAGUGCUGGCGACAUCGUGUAAAAACACCUUGACUUGAACAAUCUAAGAGAUGCAUUUGGCCAAAGAAGAAUAUGUAAGAGAUGUAGCGACAGCGACAUGUUAAUACCACUGGAAGAGCUUUGUUUUUUUUUUCUUUCA